Molecule: messenger RNA, 1126 nt
Organism: Solanum dulcamara
Lineage: Eukaryota; Viridiplantae; Streptophyta; Magnoliopsida; Solanales; Solanaceae
Product: transcription factor HEC1-like
Exons: 1
Coding region: 146-811 (221 amino acids)
Biological process (GO): regulation of DNA-templated transcription
Molecular function (GO): protein dimerization activity; DNA-binding transcription factor activity
Source: RefSeq, a predicted model, not a curated record
AUUCCAUGCUGUGCUCAAAGGAACACUUAUCAUAGUGGUAUCCCCUGAAUCCCUUUUAGCCCAUCUUUGAUUCUAAUAUUUGCUUUCCAUUCCCCAUAUUUCUAUAUAUCCCCCCUUUUUUUUCCUUUUAUCUUACAAACAAAUCAUGGAUUUACAAGAUAUUGCUCAGUCACUAGAACUUGGAUUCCCCAGUAGCAAUAUUGAAAUGAUACCCUUGCAACCACCACUCCACAACUCUAAUUACCUAAUGACUUCUCCUCCAUCUAAUUUCUCAUUCAUGGGCAAUCCGAUUGAAGAUCCUGCCGCGGUGCCAAUUCUUUCAUCGAUCGAUGAAAUUAUUGCAUCUGCUCAUGGUAAUGGAAAUGAUUACUCAUGUUUACAGAGGAGAAAUUCUAUGGAGGCCAUGAGGGAGAUGAUUUUUCGUAUCGCGGUGAUGCAGCCGAUUCACAUUGAUCCGGAAUCAGUUAAACCUCCCAAGAGGAAAAAUGUUAAGAUAUCGAAGGAUCCACAGAGUGUGGCUGCGAGGCAUCGGAGGGAACGAAUAAGCGAAAGGAUAAGGAUUUUGCAAAGACUAGUCCCUGGAGGAACCAAAAUGGAUACAGCUUCAAUGUUAGAUGAGGCUGUACAUUAUGUUAAGUUUUUAAAGAAGCAACUUCAAUCGUUAGAGCAAGCGGCGGUUAAUAAUAGGCCUAUGGUUGCUGGAUUUUUGACAGCAAUGUCGUCGCCAGGGCCAAUGAAUUAUAAUUCAAGCUCUAUCAGGGCAUGCCAGCCUCAUCCAUCCAUGAACUCUAGUGCACAAAUGCUUAGUUAAAAUAAAAUGAAAUAACAUAUCUACGCGGCGUCAUGAUCGUGCUAAUUUAUGAGUACUUUUUGUAAAGAUUUGGCUAAAUGGUGUGUGUUACUUUAAUUUCCCCGUCAUCCCUCAACCCCAACAAGGCUACUCUUAUGUUUCUCUUGUGUUUGUACCGAAUCUCAAUUUGUGCGAUGUUAACUUUUACGCAAGGACUAUGCUAAUUUUUUUUCUGUAUCGUUCCAAUUUUAUUGGAUGUCUCAUAAAGGGACUAGGUUCAUCUUGUGUUUGUAAUUCCAUGUCUUGCGCUAGAAGCAACGCAAAUGGUAAGCAGAC